Messenger RNA from Nymphaea colorata (pocket water lily), 1987 nucleotides. RefSeq names its product CBL-interacting serine/threonine-protein kinase 6-like. Lineage: Eukaryota; Viridiplantae; Streptophyta; Magnoliopsida; Nymphaeales; Nymphaeaceae. Bases 379 to 1686 code for a protein of 435 amino acids. The record is from RefSeq and is a predicted model, not a curated record. Gene Ontology annotation, biological process: signal transduction; protein phosphorylation. Gene Ontology annotation, molecular function: ATP binding; protein kinase activity. The transcript has a single exon.
GUCUUGCAGAGUAGCGAGUGGUGGGUGACAUAUAGGGAGAGAUAGAUAGAGAGAGAAGAGAAGAAAAAGAAGGGGUCAUCCUCCUUCUCAGGUCUGGUUUUGGGGAAUGCAGAGAGAUGGGGUUGAACCUGCGCUUCACCCCUGACGCCGCCGGAUUCCGGCCCAAGAGGAAGAAUCAUAGCCGGACGUGUCACCGGAAACACGUUGAGGACGGUUAGUCUACUGGAACCACGGCGGACGUCACGGCCCUUUCACAUCCCUCGCAGUCAUCUCCUUUCUUUCUUUCUCUCUCACUCUCUCUGUAUUUUCUCUCUGUUUUCAUAUUUCUGGUCUCUUUCUCCGUCGAUCGGUUUUUUUAAUCGGUGAUAUAAGUUGGAGAUGGAGAAGAACUGCUCCGGCAAAGAAGGGAAGAAGAGCCCGGCUCUGGACGGGAAGUAUGAGCUCGGGCGGCUGCUCGGUCACGGAACGUUCGCGAAGGUUUACCAUGCGCGGAACGUAGUGACCGGGAAGAGCGUUGCAAUCAAGGUGGUGGGGAAGGAGAAGGUCUUGAAGGUGGGGAUGAUGGAGCAGAUCAAGAGAGAGAUCUCCGUGAUGAAGAUGGUGAAGCACCCCAACAUCGUCGAACUCCACGAGGUGAUGGCGACGAAGACGAAGAUCUACUUCGCCAUGGAGUACGUCAAGGGCGGGGAGCUGUUCUCUAAGGUGGCCAAAGGCCGUCUGAAGGAGGACGCUGCCCGCGCCUACUUCCAGCAACUCAUUUCCGCCAUCGAUUUCUGCCAUAGCCGUGGCGUCUACCACCGCGACCUGAAGCCGGAGAACCUCCUCCUCGACGAGGACGGCAACCUCAAGGUCACGGAUUUUGGCCUCAGCGCCCUUUCGGAACACAUGCAACCCGACGGGCUACUGCACACCACUUGCGGCACGCCGGCGUACGUCGCGCCGGAGGUGCUGGCGAAGCGCGGCUACGAUGGCGCCAAGGCCGAUCUCUGGUCGUGCGGGGUCAUCCUCUACGUUCUGUUGGCCGGAUUCCUCCCGUUUCAGGAUGACAACAUCAUGGCCAUGUACCGGAAAAUCUACAAGGGAGACUUCAAGUGCCCGCCAUGGUUCUCCUCGGACGCCCGGCGCCUAAUUCUGAAGCUUCUCGAUCCUAACCCGAAUACCAGAAUCACCACGGCCAAGCUCAUGGAGAACACCUGGUUUAAGAAGCCAGCGGCUCUGCCGCCGAUCCCCUCGGCGCGGAAGAAAGCCGACGAUUUCGAACAGGACGACGACGACUGCCGCAUGGAAUCCCUGAACGCAUUCCAUAUAAUUUCAUUGUCUCAAGGGUUCGACCUGUCGCCCCUGUUCGACGAGAAGAUGAAGGCCAGGGAGGAGCUGAGGUUCACCGCCAAGGAGUCGGCGAGCAACGUGCUGUCCAAGCUGGAGGAGGUGGCCAAGGAGGUUAAGUUCAGCGUGAAGAAGAACGAGAGGAGGGUGAAGAUGCAGGGCCCGGAGAACGGUCGAAGGGAGCAGCUGGCGAUAUCGGCGGAGGUCUUCGCGGUGACGCCGUCGUUCGUGGUGGUAGAGAUGAAGAAGUCCGGCGGCGACACCCUGGAUUACAACCGCUUCUGCAGCAACGAGCUGCGGCCCAAACUCAAGGACAUCGUGUGGUCGUGGCAAGGGGAGAAUCCCACCACUGCGGCUUGAAAGAAUUUCAAGGACUGCUCAUGCCAACACAGAGAGAGAAAGAGAGAGAGAGAGAGAGAGAGAGAGAGGAGAUGGGGGGCGAGUGUGUUCGAGAUGUAAUUAGUUCUGCAAGUUAAGUGGUACAUAGUCCUGCAAGUUGAAUUUUACGUUGUGUUUGUGUUUCUGGAAUGUUGGUAUGAGGCUGUUCAUGCUGCCAGAGAGAGAGAGAGAGAGAGAGCCAUUUGCUUUUGAGAUGUUUAGUCCUGCAAGUUGAAUUGUGCAUUGUGUUUGUGUUGCUGGAAUGUGGAGAUGUUCUGUUUAA